GAUAUUUAUGUAAGCUUUUUCUUUUGUUUCUCCAUUCUAGAGAGAUUUCAACCUCCUGAAAUACUUUCAUUAAAAAAAUAUGCUGGUAUAAAGCAGUUGCUUACAGUAACCUGGAAAAUACCUGAGAAAAGUACACGCUUACUGGAUGUAAAAUGUCAGAUUCGAUACAGAAACUUGUAUUCGAACUCAUCGGAAAUUGACACUGUUAUGGUGGCUUCUGGAGAAGAGGUAUCAACACAUAAUCUCACAGGUCUGUGGGACUCCACAGAGUAUUUGGUUGCCAUUCGGUGUAUUAGUGUUGAAUCAAAACUCUGGAGUGAAUGGUGUAAAGAGGAAAAAGCAAGUACAGAAGAGAAAGCUCCUUCAGAAAAAGUGGAUUUGUGGAGAGUAAUUGAGCCUUCAACCCCAUCUGGAAACAGAUCCGUGUAUCUUAUGUGGAAGCUGUUAAGCAACUUUCCACCCCAUGGGAGAAUUCUAGGCUACAAAAUACAGUAUUUUCCAGAAAAUAAUGUUGCACUUCAAAUGACAAACUUCACUUCUGAUAAGAAGAUUGCUUUACUUUUAAAUGAAGAGGCAUAUAUAAUAUCUCUUACUGCCUAUAAUUCUGCUGGAAAUUCUCCUGCAGCUAUUUUGAGGAUUCCAUCCACUGAUGAAAAAUCUUCUCAAAUUAUUGAAGCAGUGAGAACCUUUACAACAGAGGAAGAAGUGAUUCUGGAAUGGACAGUCUCUAAACCAGAAGUAACCGAGUAUGUAGUUGAGUGGUAUGAGGAAAUGGAGACAGAUCCUUUUAGUAGGUCAUGGCAGUAUAUAUCAAAUUCUACAAAGUGGAAACCUAACAAAAAAAACUUUAAAUCAUUUGUAUGCUACAACAUGUCAGUGUAUCCUAUUUAUGGAAAUAAAAUAGCGGCUCCGUAUUCCAUACAAACUUAUGUUCAAGAAAAAAAGCCAUCAGAAGGCCCUGUGGCUGAUACGGGUUUCCCAGGCAAAAAUGAAGUUACAAUAAAAUGGAACGAGAUUUCAAAGGAUAAAAGAAAUGGCUUUAUCAACAACUACACAAUAUUUUAUAAACCUGAAGGUGGAAAAGAAUUGAAUGAAACAGUGGACUCCAAUGUGCUACAAUACACACUGAAGUCUUUGCAGGCUAAUACACAAUACACUGUCUAUAUUAUGGCAAGCAACAGCGCUGGUGGAACCAGUGGAGAGCCAAAAACAUUCAAGACUUUGAAAUUCAAUAAAGAAGAUGUUAUUUUCAUUGCUCUACCAGUUGGAUUAAGCAUGUUGUUUCUGUUAGGCCUUUGGAUAACGUGCAUUAUGAAAAAACACCUGUUUAAAAAGGUUUGCUGGCCUGAUGUACCCAAUCCUGCAGAGAGCAUUGCAGUGCAGUGGCCUCUUGACGCAGCUAUGGGAGUGGCAUGUGAGGAUAAAACCAGAGGCCUGGAAAACAUAAGUGUUUUGGAAGAUUGUUUUCCUGAAGAAGAACAUGAAGGAUCACUACUAAUGGAUUGUGAAAAAUGUGUUUCUGGAAGUACUGACAUUAAUACAAAUGAGGCACAGAAUAUUUCUGAAUACAAAUUAACUCUGCUAAAUAGUGAUGAAAAGAUACUCAAUAACGAAGAACAGGAAGUUGCUAAGCACCUUUCACCAUCCAUGCCCUACAUAAUCACUGAUCAGGAUUUCAGAAGUCAAAUACAUUCAGCUUUGAUACCGUCCAAGAAACUCCAACCCAUCAAAAUGCUGGAGGAUGAUUUAUGUGAAUCCCAACAGAUCUCAAUUAAAAAUGAAGAAAAUGAUAAUGAAGAAGUUUUAAGCAGAGAAGAUUUCAGUGAAAAAAGCGUGUUCAAUCCGUACCUUAGAAAUUCUGUUAAAACAAGAGAAUUUGUUUCUGAGAAUUUGUCAGAACACAGCAAGAAUGAACCCCAAAGCCAGGCAACUGUUUUACCUGGACUUCAACAAAAUGUUGUAGGACAAUCCUAUAUAACAUUGGACAUGGUUGGGCUGGCAACAGCUCAUUAGCAGAGGAAAUAAUUCCUUGUGAAGUCCCAACCUGGUAGCACUGCUUUUGUAUGUGUUUCCUGGAUGGUCGUGGUUACCUCGUAUGAAACUACCCUAUUCCCUUGAACAGCUGUGUGGUAAUGAACAUACCGUGUUGAUUCCUGUGAAGCUUCACUUUCAGAGUUGCUGGGGAUUUUUAAUUUUUUAUUAUUUUUUAUUUUUUAAACCAGAGAAAUGUGUCAGUAGUAAGGCAAAGGACGUAGCUUUUCUUUGUUUUUGAUUUUCCCUGUGAGAACGCCAAGCAGUGCAAGUAGCUUGCUGCUUUCAACCUUGGCAAUCAAUUCAGAUAGAUGAGCACUCCUGGGGCAAUGUGCACGAACUUGAACAGAGCCAACAGCCAACAUCUCCCAAAUAUUUCCUUAAGUUACAUAAAGUAGAACAACUUUGCUGUUUUUUUCCCAUGCUUAUUUUGUAUCUAGCUUUAUGUGUACUGUUCUCCCAUCUCACAGAUAGUUGGUAAUCAUCUUUGUGCAUCUUGACUCUCGAAUCAGCAGUUUGGCUCAUAGUUGCCAUAUCUUUAAUGAGAGGAUAUGUUAUGUACAUGCUAUUGACCUGUCUACGCUUUGGAAAAGGGAGAUUUGUGUUGGCUUCCUGCUUCUUUUCCUUUCUCUCAUUUUCAGUCAUUCUCUGUAUUUUAUGCUCCUUUGGCGCUGCUUUUUUUAGUUGUUUACUGCAUGAUAUCUUCUUAUCUUCUUGCUACUUUGCCUUUAAUUUCUCCUAGUUUAAAACUGUUCUUCUCAGUUGAAAUUGUGGUAUUUUGAACUGGGGGAAAAAAAAAAAAAAGCUAAAUUAAACAUUCAGUCUUU
Messenger RNA from Meleagris gallopavo (turkey), 2858 nucleotides. Lineage: Eukaryota; Metazoa; Chordata; Aves; Galliformes; Phasianidae. The record is from RefSeq and is a predicted model, not a curated record.